AUGGCUUUCCAGGGCCACGCACAAGAGUACGCCCGCGGGUACCAAUUGCAAGAGUUUCCCUCCGAAUCUACCGCCGACAAUGAUCCCACCCGGCCCGUCGGAGGUCCAUAUGACUAUGACCGCUUAGGAGACACGCACAUUCCCGUCUCUCCUGUUUCGGCACACAGUGCCGCAGACCACCCAUCCCCUCAGGGCCAUGACUUUCGCGCACCUCCAAUAGACUUUAGUCUUCCGUCAGCCCACACUUUUCACAACCAUCCACCCUAUCCACUCGCGACCGAGCCGGGAUCACAAGGGUUUAUACCCAACUAUCACGAGGAAAGUUGGGUUGCACGACAGCAACAAGCCAGGCCAAACGACGACCACGGCGGCCUGGCAAGAUCAAAAACCCGAAAGGUGAAGUUGGUACAAGGUACCGUUCUCAGCCUUGAGUACCCUGUUCCGAGUGCCAUCAAGAACGCGGCCGACGCAUGCUACACAACUGGUGCCGAAGGUCAGCUAGAAGAGUUUACCAAGUUACGGUACACGGCGGCUACCUGCGACCCAAACGACUUCACCAUCCGGAACGGAUACAGCCUGCGCCCUCGCAUGUAUAACCGACACACGGAGCUCAUGAUCGCAAUCACGUAUUACAACGAGGAUAAGGUUCUCCUUGCACGCACCCUCCAUGGAGUGAUGGAGAACAUCCGUGAUAUUGUAAAGAUCCGCAAGUCAGGGUUCUGGAGCCAUGGGGGCCCGGCUUGGCAAAAAAUCGUCGUUUGUCUCAUCUUUGACGGCAUCGACAAGGCUGACAAGGACGUUUUCGAUGUACUCGCUACCGUUGGCAUCUACCAGGAUGGUGUCGUUAAGAAAGAUGUCAAUGGCAAGGAAACGGUGGCUCAUAUCUUCGAGUACACCAGCCAGAUUUCUGUUACCCCCGACCAGCAACUUGUCCGCCCAACUCGGAAUGGCGACAACUCCGACAGCCUGGCACCUGUUCAGCUGAUGUUCUGCUUGAAACAGAAGAACAGCAAAAAAAUAAACUCCCACCGCUGGCUUUUCAAUGCGUUUGGUCGUCUGUUGAACUCAGAAGUUGUGAUACUGAUCGAUGCUGGCACCAAACCUGGACCUCGUUCCUUGUUAGCUCUGUGGGAAGCCUUCUACAACGACAAGGACCUCGGUGGUGCAUGUGGAGAGAUCCAUGCAAUGCUUGGGAACCGUGGCAAGAAACUCAUGAACCCUCUCGUCGCGAUCCAAAACUUCGAGUACAAAAUCUCCAACAUCCUCGACAAACCGCUCGAGAGCGCGUUCGGGUACGUCAGUGUUCUACCUGGGGCGUUUUCAGCUUACAGAUUCCGUGCCAUCAUGGGCCGACCGCUCGAGCGCUACUUCCACGGAGACCAUACACUCUCCAAGGUAUUAGGGAAGAAGGGUAUUGAGGGCAUGAAUAUCUUCAAGAAGAACAUGUUUCUCGCUGAAGAUCGCAUCCUGUGCUUUGAGUUGGUGGCCAAAGCCGGGCAGAAAUGGCACCUCUGUUACGUGAAGGCGGCCAAAGGAGAAACAGACGUCCCCGAAGGCGUAGCAGAGUUUCUCAGCCAAAGGCGAAGGUGGCUGAACGGCAGUUUUGCAGCCUCUCUCUACUCGCUGAUGCAUUUUGGUCGCGUCUAUAGCAGUGGCCACAAUGCCGUCCGGAUUUUCUUCCUGCAUAUCCAACUGCUGUACACCUUCGUCAAUGUUCUCUUCAGCUGGUUCUCCCUGGCUUCAUACUGGCUGACGACAGUUGUUAUCAUGGAUCUCGUGGGCACCCCCGAGCCUCUUCGGGACUAUAACGGGUGGCCUUUCGGCGACGUGGCAAGCCCGAUUGUCAACGUCUUGUUCAGGUACAUGUACCUACUCUUAAUUCUACUUCAGUUUCUCCUCGCCCUCGGCAAUCGCCCCAAGGCUUCGGAGCGCAGCUAUUUGGCAUCUUUUGUCGUCUUCGGUCUGGUACAAAGCUACGUCCUAAUCUUGACGACCUACCUAGUCUACCUCGCCCUGAGGGAGCCUCUCGACGACCAAAUAUCCUUUGCGUCCGGUAGCGCCAUCGUCAAUAGUUUCUUUGGGGGCAGCGACGGUGUCGCGGGUGUUAUCCUCAUCGCCCUCAUCACCAUCUACGGCCUGAAUUUCCUGGCAUCAUUCCUCUACCUGGACCCCUGGCACAUGUUCCAUUCCUUUCCGCAAUACCUCAUCCUCAUGUCAACAUACGUGAACAUCCUGAUGGUCUACGCCUUCAACAACUGGCACGAUGUAUCCUGGGGCACCAAGGGCUCCGACUCGGCAGACACCUUACCCUCAGCGCACAUCGUCAAGGGAGACAGCCAAGAAGAGGCAAUGGUUGAGGAGGUCGAGAAGGAACAAGCCGACAUCGAUACCAUGUUCGAGGCCACCGUCCGGCGGGCGCUGUCCCCGAUGCGGGAGGCGGCCGACGGGCCGGCCGAGAUGAAGAAUGUGGAGGAUUCGUACAAGUCGUUCCGGACCGGUUUGGUGGUGUCCUGGCUUAUCUCCAACGUCAUCUUGGUCGUCAUCGUCACGAGUGACGACUUUGCUCCGCUCGGGGUCCAAGAAGCUUCCACAAGCCGGACUCCAUUCUACUUCAAAGUGCUUCUCUACGUGACCGCCGCGCUUUCCAUCAUUCGUUUCAUCGGAUUCUUGUGGUUCUUGGGUCGGACUGGCAUUAUGUGCUGCUUCCGGAAGAAAUAG
Messenger RNA from Podospora pseudopauciseta, 2718 nucleotides. Its product is annotated as Chitin synthase, class 3. Bases 1 to 2718 code for a protein of 905 amino acids. Gene Ontology annotation, molecular function: chitin synthase activity. The transcript is spliced from 4 exons. The record is from RefSeq and is a predicted model, not a curated record. Gene Ontology annotation, cellular component: cell periphery; cell septum. NCBI's taxonomy places the organism in Eukaryota, Fungi, Ascomycota, Sordariomycetes, Sordariales, Podosporaceae.